Molecule: messenger RNA, 2418 nt
Organism: Trichogramma pretiosum
Lineage: Eukaryota; Metazoa; Arthropoda; Insecta; Hymenoptera; Trichogrammatidae
Exons: 2
Coding region: 394-2157 (587 amino acids)
Cellular component (GO): nucleus
Molecular function (GO): exonuclease activity; nucleic acid binding
Source: RefSeq, a predicted model, not a curated record
GGCAUACGCAUACGGCGCAGUCUUGUCGCUUCUUCGUGCCGCCACCGCCGCAGACGUAGAAGGAGCGAGCGUACGGCCAUGUGCGUCGAUCAAAUCCAGUAUUCAGUUGGUUUGAUCUGCUGCACGUCUUUAGUCCUUGUGUAAUAUUCGAUAAUCGUGCAUCUAAACUUAUUAUUUCGAUGUGUUAUCUCAGUGUAAAGAGUGUUACAUACAUUUCAGACUAAAAAUUAAUUUUCUAUAGCUAAAUUUGUGUCACGUGUAUUGACGGUACACGUUAACCUGACACGAAUAAUAGUGCUUCUAUUUCAAGUGUAAUAAAUUUGUUUACAUCAUCAGUAUUACGUCAAAGUUUUUACUUCUGUUAUUCGAGUGUUAUUAACUGUACAACCAAUCAUGGGUGGUGCACCAGCAACAAAGAAGCCAAAACUUGAGGGCAAGGCAUUCUUGGAGUUAAAAGAGAGACUUAAACAACAGAAGAAAGUUAAAAAAAAUAUUCCAAGGUUGCGUUUGCUUCCAGCGGGAGUUAACGCGAGUUUAUCAAUUGACAAUGAAGAUAGAACACCAAUCAUUUUAAGUGACAUCCAGAAUCUACUUAUGUAUUCAGUAUCGGAUCUUCAAGUACCUUUGAGAUGGUGCAAAGUUGAAAAGUUCACCAAAGUGUCACAUGCCGUUGUACUGAUUGUUGAUGGCUUAAACUUUAAUCAUUAUAAAACCAAUCAAAAAUUACUUGAUACUUUAAAGUCUGACAUGGAACACAAAUUAGAGCUCAUAACUCCAGCAAUUAAUGGUGAAUCUAUCGCAGAGGAAAUUAUAACAAUACCUCUCACUGAAACUUACAAAAAAACUUUAAUUCAUAAUUAUGGAUCCUUAGAAGUAGCAGCUGAUCGUGUAAAAGAUAUGAUAAAACUGAAAAGAACCAUUUUUCCCAUUAAUUCAGUUCAAAGAAAAAGAAAACAUAGUGAAACAGAAAUACCAAAAACUGAAGAUUUACCUGAUGGCGACAAGUUCUCAAGAACAGAAUUAUUACUUUCUUCGCAGCAAAUGGUAGAGAAUGGGUAUCCGUUACCUAUAAAAGGAGGUUCAGAUGAACUGAAAGGUUAUAAAUUUACAAAAGAUAAAUAUGCUGAAGUGAAUUCUAAAUCUCGCAUGUUUGGUUUAGAUUGUGAAAUGUGUAUGACAGACAAGAAUCGUUCAGAGCUAACACGUGUGUCAAUUGUUGAUGAAAGCCUUGAGGUUAUAUAUGAUACUUUUGUAAAACCAUAUAAUAAAAUUACAAACUAUCUUACCAGGUUCAGUGGUAUAACAAAAGAAUUAUUGGAAGAUGUAACAACAAGAUUGGAAGAUGUACAAGAGCAUAUAAAAAAAAUUCUUCCGGAUGACGCUAUUUUAAUAGGUCAGAGUCUUAAUUUUGAUUUGAGAGCUCUUGAAAUGAUGCACCCUUAUGUAAUAGACACAUCCGUGAUAUUCAAUCUAAGUGGUAUUAAAGGUCGGAAAGCAGGAUUAAAAGUUCUUACUCAAGCAUUUUUGAAAGAAAGUAUUCAAAAUGCUGGGAAAGAUGGUCAUUGUUCUGUAGAAGAUUCAAGAGCUGCUAUUAAGUUGGUGCAGUUAAAGCUAUUAAAUACUCCUACUUUUGGAGAUGGACUUCUUAUCUCACAGUCAGAGCUGCAAGAACAAAUUAACAAAGGAAGGAGUAAACCAUUUACAGAACAAAUCUUAGCAUCGUUAAUAUUUCAACAUAUGAAUAAAGUUGAAUUAAAAUCAGCAGCUCUUGCUGCAAGUCCAUCAAUUAUGAAUGAAUAUAGCAAAGCUUUAGUGAAAUCAGAUUUGAAAAUAAUGGAUGAUGACAAUUUCCAACAAAGUGACUUUUUAAGAUUAGUCAUAAAAGAUACCAACAAGAAAACUGUGAAAAGGUUUUCAGAAGUAAUUACAAACCAUGCUUUGAAUUUCUGUCAUGUUAGAUUGACUGAAGAUGAAGUGAAUGAAGAAAAUAUUGGCAAAACACUUAAGUCUGUAAAUAAGUGGAUAAAAAGUGUAUGGGAUCAAGUGGAGAAUCAUGGUUUUGUAUGUGUGAUUUUUAGUGGAACAAAAGAUGUAGAAAAUGGUGCUUGUUUUUUGAGCAUAAAAAAAAAUGACAACAUAGAACAAUUAAAAAGUUAGGUUCAUAUGUGUAGUUCUCAAGUUCAGCACUGCCUAGAUUCUAUACCUCGGAACUGCCUACUCCUAUGCAUAAUCUGUUAUUUGAUUGCAUUUUGUAUAUAGGCGUUGGCAGUUCUUUGAAGGAUGCCUCAAGUUCUGACAUGAAUGUAACUUUCCAAUUGAUAUGUUAAAUUUAAUUUAGGUCAAGUAAACAAACGCAUUGUAGAUACAUAAAAUGUACAUAAAUCAGAUUUGAGAUUUAAGUAGAAAAAUUUUAAUAAA